AUGUAAGAAUAGCAUUUUAAGAAAAUUAAUCAAUAUUACUUUUAGAAAGUAAUAGGGAGUGUAUGUCAAUUGUAAAUAUUCUUAGGGAUCAUUUGGGAUUGUAUAUUUAGGAUGGGAUGAUAAUUUUAAAAGAUAAGUAGCAAUCAAGGAAAUUUGCAUUUCUAAAUUUGAUCUUAAUUAAGUAUAGGAUUAGAGAUAAUAUUAAAUGAUUGAAAAAGAAAUUGAAAUUAGCAAGAAAUUGAAAAAUAAAAAUAUAGUUGAGUUGUAUGAUAGUUUUAAAACUGAGAAAUACAUUUAUAUUAUUUUUGAGUAUUGCAGUAAUGGUGAUUUAGAGAUUUUAUUUAAAAAAAAUAGAUUCUAAGAGAUUGAAGUAAAGGCUAUAUUUUAAUAAAUAAUUGGAGGAAUUAAAUAUUUGUAUCAAUAGAAAGUUGUUCAUAGAGAUAUAAAACUUGCAAAUAUUUAUAUAAAUUAGGAGUGGAUUAUCAAGUUAGGAGAUUUUGGUUUUGCAAGAAAUUUUGAUAAUUAUAUGUAAUCAUAUUGUGGAACUCCAAUAACAAUGGCUCCAGAGAUUAUUUGUGGGAAAGGAGAAUAUGAUGAAAAAUGUGAUAUUUGGUCUUUGGGUAUGAUCUUGUAUAUGAUGGUUUUUGGUAGUAGUUAUUUAUAAUAAUUCAUUACACCAAAAACAUCUUUAAAAGAAUUUUCAGAAAUAGUUUAAAAAUAAGAAGUAAGAACUAUUUAAUUUUAGGUUGUAUUUCCUGCCAAAGCAAUUAUUUCAUAAGGAUUAAGAGAUUUAUUUACAAGAAUGCUUAAAGUAGAUGCAAAAAAGAGAAUUGGAUAUUAAGAAUUAUUUGAACAUUAUUGGAUUACAGAAGGGGAGAAUGAAAGUUUUAAGAAGAGUGUUCGUUGUAUAUCUAAGAGAAUGAAUUCUGGAGAAGCUAGUGAUAUUAAGAUUCCUUUAUAAUAAACAAUUAAUGAAUAACUAAGUUAUUAAUUUGGUCAGUAUGGAAUAGUAAGAAAUGAAAUAAUUGAAAAUAUUAGAGAUAUGUUAAACUUAUGUUAAAAUAUUGAUAAUGUUAAAAGACUUUGUGAAACUUUCUUAAAGAAAUUAAGAUCAUCAUAAAAUAAUUACUAAAUAACUAUAAUAAUGAAAAAUUAAAAUAGAAUAUUUAAGGAAGGGAAGGUUAAGAUUUUUGAUAUCAAAUUUAAAUUAACAUAUUUACUAUUAAAAAUAUUACAAGAAUUAAUAAUGACAGACAAUGUUACUAAUGAUAGAUUAGAAAAGGCACAAAAAUUAUUUGAUAUAGCAUAAAAAACUAAUAUUAGUAAUGUUAUAAAUAUUAAAAUUACAAAAGAGGAAAUAGAAAAGAUGAAUGAUUAAGAAUUAAAUUAAUAAUUUGAAUAAUUAGGAGAUGAGUUAAGAGAAAUUAUGAUAUAAUAAUAAGCAAGAUAAUAAUAAAGACCACAUAAGAAAGAAUAUGAAAUAGUAUUUGAGAAUAAGUAAUUAGAAGAAUAAACUUCUUUAAUGUUGGGAAGUGUAAUUGAGAAUUUUCGUCUCCUUAGAAAAAAUGAGAAUAUAUGA
Molecule: messenger RNA, 1579 nt
Organism: Paramecium pentaurelia
Lineage: Eukaryota; Ciliophora; Oligohymenophorea; Peniculida; Parameciidae
Source: the annotation of a GenBank genome assembly